Messenger RNA from Tupaia belangeri chinensis (Chinese tree shrew), 1146 nucleotides. It is a transcript of the gene ABHD11, whose product is annotated as abhydrolase domain containing 11. Gene Ontology annotation, molecular function: carboxylic ester hydrolase activity. The transcript is spliced from 6 exons. Gene Ontology annotation, biological process: lipid metabolic process. The record is from RefSeq and is a predicted model, not a curated record. Lineage: Eukaryota; Metazoa; Chordata; Mammalia; Scandentia; Tupaiidae. Gene Ontology annotation, cellular component: mitochondrion. The coding region runs from base 68 to 985 and encodes 305 amino acids.
CACAGCGGGAGGCGGGGCAUGGGCAGGACGUCCCUAGCAAGGUGCCUGUCGGGCGGCGGCUGCUAGCAUGCUCCGCUGGGCCCAAGCCUGGAGGCUCCCUCAUGGGGGGUUCAGACCCUCCGGCCCCAGCUUCUGGAGGGUGCCCGUCGCACCCAGCAGCAGCAGCGGCCGAGGGGCCACCGAGCCGAGGCCGUUGCCGCUUUCCUAUAAGCUACUAGACGGGGAGGCUGCCCUCCCGGCCGUCGUCUUUCUCCACGGGCUCUUCGGCAGCAAAACCAACUUCAACUCCAUAGCCAAGGCCUUGGCCCAGCAGACAGGCCGAAGGGUGCUGACAGUAGAUGCUCGGAACCAUGGUGACAGCCCUCACAGCCCGGACAUGAGCUAUGAGGCCAUGAGCCUGGACCUGCAGGGCCUGCUGCCCCAGCUGGACCUGGUACCCUGCGUCCUCGUUGGCCACAGCAUGGGAGGAAAGACAGCCAUGCUGCUGGCACUACAGAGGCCAGAGCUGGUGGAACGUCUGAUUGCAGUGGACAUCAGCCCCAUGGAGACCACCUCCGUCUCGAACUUCGUGACCUAUAUGGCAGCCAUGAGGGCUAUAGACAUCCCAGCCGAGGUGCCCCGCUCCCGUGCCCGAAAACUGGCGGAUGAGCAGCUCAGCCCUGUUGUCCAGGACAUAGCGGUGCGUCAGUUCCUGCUCACCAACCUGGUGGAGGUAGAUGGGCGCUUUGUGUGGCGCGUGAACUUGGACGCCUUGGCCCAGCACAUGGACACGAUUAUGGCCUUCCCACGACGACAGGACUCCUACCCCGGGCCAACCCUCUUCCUCCUUGGUGGAAACUCCCAAUUUGUGCAUCCGAGCCACCACCCUGAGAUCAGGCGGCUCUUCCCGCGAGCCCAGAUGAAGACUGUGCCUGACGCUGGCCACUGGGUCCAUGCCGACCGCCCACAGGAUUUCAUAGCUGCUAUCCGAGGUUUCCUGGACUAAGAGUUGCUGCCAACAAGGGGCAUGAAACCCCGGCUUCAGGUCCUUGCAGCUUGCUGCACAUUUUUGCACAGGAGGACUCAGCAGGGGCAAGUACUGAGAGGGCCCAAGGGUACAGGAAUGUCAGGCUUCAAGCUUUAAUGAAUAAAGACAUGACUGCCAUA